CAACCACAGGAAAUUUGGUCAGGCACCAGAACAGACCUCAGGAGCAUUUGUACAAGCUGUUGAGUCUGUAGUUCUUCUUUAGUGCACAAAUUGAACUGAACACAAGAUCACUUGGUGUACGAUCUUCCAUCUUUAAAUUCGACAUUAAAUGAGAACAUCUACGAUGUCAGUUUUGUUCAUCAUAUGGAUGCUUUGUACUCUGGAUUUGUCAGACUCUGCACCUGACGAAUGUCAAGAUGAGAUAGAGCGUCUUCGAGCGGAGAUGAAAAAUUUGGAAGUUCGCCAUUCAAAGCAACAUCAACUUAUUCAACGAUUAAUGAAUCUCAACCAGAUGAAUGAACGUUCCCUAAAAGAGGGCUCAAUUUAUGACAUGGGAGACAAACAGUACAUGGAUUGUGCUCAGAUCUUCAAAAAUGGCAGCAUGCAGAGUGGAUUUUACAUGAUUAAACCACUGCUUAGUCCAACCCAGAUCAGAGUCUUCUGUGAUAUGACAGAGGGGGGUGGAUGGACAGUCUUCCAGAGACGCUCAGAUGGCAAGGAGUCAUUUGACCGAGAUUGGAAUGAUUAUAAAACAGGAUUUGGUGACAUGAAGUCUCCUAAUGGAGAGUUCUGGUUAGGGAAUGAUAAUCUCCAUUAUUUGACAUCUCAAGAUGAUUACACCCUGAGAAUCAAUCUGGAAGAUUUUGAGGGCAGCCACCGUUUUGCAGUGUACAGAAAGUUCAAAUUGGAUAAUGAACAGAACCACUACCAGCUCCAGUUUGGUGUAUACACAGGAAACGCAGGGGACGCUCUCUCUGGCAGUUAUCAUCCUGAGGUUCAGUGGUGGGCCAGCCACCAAGGAAUGAAGUUUAGCACACGAGACAGGGAUAAUGACCGCUACGACCGCAAUUGUGCUCAGGAGGACAAGGGUGGCUGGUGGUUUAACAGAUGUCACUCCGCCAAUCUGAAUGGAUUUUACUACCGAGGACCCUACAGCGCAGUCACUGAUGAUGGAAUAGUGUGGUACCCAUGGCAUGGCUGGUGGUACUCCCUCAAAUCUGUCCAGAUGAAGAUCAGACCAGCCAUUUUUGAGCCUAAUGAUGUUUAACUCAUGGAUCUGAUAUCUAAACUACGAAGGCGAUGAAUUAGUGGAUGAUGGCAAAUAACAUAUAGUCCAUCUUAGUGGUCCAAUUCUUAACUAUUUACAUACGUAGGCCUAGUUCAAAAAGCUCUUCUACUGCAUGUAGCGCAAUAAAAAUUUCAACACAU
Rhinichthys klamathensis goyatoka is the source of this 1248-nucleotide messenger RNA. RefSeq names its product fibrinogen-like 1 (gene fgl1). Bases 149 to 1087 code for a protein of 312 amino acids. The record is from RefSeq and is a predicted model, not a curated record. Gene Ontology annotation, biological process: regulation of immune response; negative regulation of T cell activation. Lineage: Eukaryota; Metazoa; Chordata; Actinopteri; Cypriniformes; Leuciscidae. The transcript is spliced from 7 exons.